This is a messenger RNA of Ilex paraguariensis (yerba mate), 1846 nucleotides long. The record is from the annotation of a GenBank genome assembly. NCBI's taxonomy places the organism in Eukaryota, Viridiplantae, Streptophyta, Magnoliopsida, Aquifoliales, Aquifoliaceae.
CCUCCCCUCCCCUCUAUCAGGAUGCUUCCUCCUACCCACUUUACUGAACCAGAUUCAACCCACCACCAUUAACCAGUUAACAACGAAAUGGGCAAAGCCUCAAAGUGGUUCCUCGGCCUUCUCGGCCUCAAAAAGCCGGACUCACCCUCUUCUUCACACACCCACCAGCCUCUCGCACGCGCUCAAACCCAAAACCGCCGAAGAAGAAGUGGAGCUUCGUCAAAUCCUACCGAGAAAAUGACCACCACCACCCUCUCCACAACCAAAGAGCCCAAAAUGUUCUUGCAUCGGUGCAGCCUCAUUCUUUGCCUGACGACGGCGGUGCAGAUCCCGGAAAACACGCGAUUGCGGUGGCCGCAGCCACUGCUGCGGUUGCGGAGGCAGCCGUCGCGGCAGCUCAGGCGGCCGCUGCGGUGGUAAAGCUAACGAGUAGUGGGAGGUCUACUGCUACGACGAUGGGGAGUGGUGUUGGUAACACAACGGCGUACGUUAGUGGAAGAGGCUCGAGUCUAGGGAUUCGUGAAGUGCGGGCGGCCGUUAAGAUACAGUCGCAUUUUCGAGCCUAUCUGGCAAGAAGGGCAUUGCGGGCGCUGAAAGCUCUUGUGAAACUUCAGGCACUUGUAAGAGGUCACAUUGUGAGGAAGCAGACUGCAAGUAUGAUACGACGCAUGCAUGCAUUGUUGCGAGCACAAGCACGAGCUCGUGCAGUGCGGUCCCAUACUUCAGAAUCUCCACACUCAAGUACCAAGUCAACUCAGUUCCAGCAUCCUGGCCCUGCAACUCCUGAAAAGUUUGAACAUGCCAUACGAUCUAAGAGUAUCAAAUACGAUCAAUCCUUGAUGCUCAAGAGAAAUGGCUCAAAAUCGAAUGGCAGGGUUGGCAUCAAUCAAGACAAGGCACACAUGGGAUGGAAUUGGCCAGACCGCAGAAGGAGUGAAGGUUCAUGUGAACAAAGAGGAUUGUUCUCAAGAACUGGCAGCAUCAGGGUAGAUGAUGAAAAGGGUGACAAGAUUGUAGAAAUUGAUACUGGGAAACCCCACUUCUUGCCGAAAGGAAGAAAUGUAUGUCAGUCUUCUUGUCAUUAUAGCUUGGGUUCAGACCAAAAUAGUCGUAGCUUUACGACAUCGAUAGAGUCAACUGCCCAUCAAACAGCUCUGAGUCCAUCUUCUUGUGAAGUUCAAUCCUUGAGUCCUCUAAAGUUUACUCAAGAUGUAGAAGAAAGCUUGUUCUGCACUGCUGACAAUAGCCCACAAUUCUACUCAGCUUCAUCAAAGGGGGGUGGUGGUGGUGGUUCUAAGAGAGGAGGACCAUUCACUCCCACCCAGAGUGAGGGGUCAAGAAGCUGCCUGAAUGGUUACUCGGACCACCCAAACUACAUGGCCACUACUGAAUCAUCAAAGGCUAAGAUAAGGUCUCUCAGUGCUCCAAAACAGAGGCCACAUCAAUUCGAAAGAUGUAGCUCAACAAAGAGGUAUUCAGUUCAUGGGUAUAGUAAUGACUCAAAAAGAUCUAACAGCACGCAAAGGGUUUCUUCUGCGUUGAAUGCUGGCUUCACCAACAAGGCUUAUCCGGGGUCUGGUCGCUUGGACAGGCUUGGAAUGCCGGUGCAAGGCGGAUGCAGCUGGGUUUAGUGGAUUCUGUUAAUCAGACUUAAAUUAGGGUUCUGGGUGUUUUGUUAAUCAACUAAUAUUCCUAACAAAAAAAUGGAUCUAUUUACAGUGUCUGAUAUCCAAGAUAUAUUUAUUAUUAUAUCGUUUUAUUCAUCUUUCUCUCUCUCUCUCUGAAUAAAAUAAUUAGUGGAGUUAAGGGUAAAUUAUAAAGAAUAAAUGAUAUUUUUUUAUUGGAG